This is a messenger RNA of Acanthoscelides obtectus, 225 nucleotides long. Lineage: Eukaryota; Metazoa; Arthropoda; Insecta; Coleoptera; Chrysomelidae. The record is from the annotation of a GenBank genome assembly.
AUGACAGCCAAGACAAGAUAUAUGAAAUCCAGAAAUUCUUGUUCCCCCACUAAAGCAGAUGAGGUGACUAAUGCUGUUAUAGAGUCAAAUGCUGAUGACUGGUUUUGCAUCAUCUGCCAGGAAUGCACAAUUGGGUGCACGAAAGCUGUGAUUCAUUUCCCAGCCGAAAUCGGUAUAUUUGUGACCUGUGUGCCUAAGAUUCCUGUAGAGGAGUUCAACAAAUAA